AUGGGAGUUUUGAGGAGAUACUUUGAAUGCGACAACGUUAAAUGCAAAAACAAAUGGUCCAGCAUCGCUUAUCAGAUGGAUGAGCAGCAAUGUCCUGAAUGCAAAAAAAUCUGUCAUUUUGUAAAAACAAAGCAAAAAAAGAAGAAUGGAUUUCUAAUUGGGACUUAUGUUUGCAAAGGACGAAAGGGCAAAAAGUGCGGCCGAGAGUGGAAAUCAGCUGUUGCUUUCAAAGGUUCCUGGCAAAUGUGCACUAGAUGCCAGACACGCUGUCACCCGGAUCACGUUUUUGAACACGAUUAUGAGGAUGUCACGACUGUAGCUUCGAUUUCUUCUGAAAUUGCGAGCGUCAAUAUUGAUGACAACAAUAAUGAGAGAACAUCAAAGGCUGGAGGUAGCUCAGUGGCAAAUCAAGAAGCAUCGCCAUCUACUCAAAAUAUGCCUGCCACAAGUGAAACUACUGGAAACAAGGAAGAAGACGAAUCUCAUCUCCCCAAGCGUCAAGUUCAAAAUGACAGGGGUCACAUCAUGGCUAACUGCGGCGAAUGCAUUUUUCUAGGACAGUGCUGCGUAAAAUACUACGAGUUCAUAAGAAAUCCCGAAAAAGAAAAGGCUGCAAAAAAGAAAGCUGACAAGCUCCGACCAAUGCUGAAGAUAAAAAUGUACGAAGAGCAAAAUAUUCAUAUUGCUCUUGUAAAAAAUAUGAUGGGAGGGGACGAGCAAAAGGCGAUGCUACAGAAGAUCGACGAAGAGGGCCUUCCAUCAUCUGGACCCGAAGAUGAAAAUCCACCUCCACAGCCCCCAGCCCAUAAACGACGAUAUCGAAAGCGAAAAUCGAAGAAGCCAAAAAAGCAAGAGUGA
Molecule: messenger RNA, 858 nt
Organism: Oikopleura dioica
Lineage: Eukaryota; Metazoa; Chordata; Appendicularia; Copelata; Oikopleuridae
Source: the annotation of a GenBank genome assembly